UAAAUUUUAAUAAAAUUUAUUAAUAAAAAGUACGGAACACUCUUAUCUAACACAUCUUUAGCUACAUGAUUCCAGAAGUUCUAAAACGAGCACAGCCAUUAGAGAUAGAAGGAAGAUCUUUCGGGGUUACUUGUGUCAGUAAAGAAAAGUUGUACAUUUCCUUCAGAAAAGUUCUGAGGGUUCUAUGAGUGCUUAUGGUUCUGGGAUUUUCCCAAGCAAACGAGACAAAGUUAGAAAACAUGACUAAAAUAUUGCCAAAAGGUGAAACUCAGAUGGGCUUACCCAAUUGUCAAGAAGGCAUUAACUCAGAUAGCCAAAAAGUUAGAUGAGCAAAUAAUACCGAAUUGGAUGGCAACACUGAUAUAAAAGCUAACGCCACAUUUGUACUAGGAGGCCCUGGGAGUGGAAAAGGAACUCUGUCAACACUUUUGGCUGAAAGAGACGGAUACAUUCAUCUGUCCGUAGGCGACCUCCUCCGAGAAGAACAAGAGUCUAGUUCUGAAGAAUCUGAGCUGAUCAAAGAAUAUAUUAAAGAAGGGAAACUUGUUCCUGUAGAGAUACCCUGUAGACUUCUCCUAAAAGCAAUGCAACAGAAUGGGAUGUCUAAUAAAUUCUUAAUAGAUGGCUUCCCUCGCAAUCAAGAAAACUUGGAUGGAUGGGUGCAAUACAUCUCCAAGCAUACUAAUUUAGUCCAAGUGGUCUACUUAGAUGUUUCCAAAGAAGUCAUGCUCGAGAGAGUUCUCAAAAGAGGAGAGAAUAGUGGUAGGACUGAUGACAACCCCCAAACAUUCGAGAAGAGGUACAAUGUAUUUAAGGAACAAACAAUGAAGAUUAUUGAUUAUUUCAAAAGCAAAAACAUGGUUUUCCAAAUUAGCACUUACGGAAGCGUUGAGAAGAACUACUUGAAGCUUAAGAAAGGCCUUGUUGUUUAAUUUUAUAUUUCAAUCUUGCCUA
This is a messenger RNA of Moneuplotes crassus, 954 nucleotides long. The record is from the annotation of a GenBank genome assembly. Lineage: Eukaryota; Ciliophora; Spirotrichea; Euplotida; Euplotidae.